Molecule: messenger RNA, 2417 nt
Organism: Trichomycterus rosablanca
Lineage: Eukaryota; Metazoa; Chordata; Actinopteri; Siluriformes; Trichomycteridae
Exons: 3
Coding region: 1-651 (216 amino acids)
Biological process (GO): cellular response to gamma radiation; intrinsic apoptotic signaling pathway in response to DNA damage by p53 class mediator
Source: RefSeq, a predicted model, not a curated record
AUGGCUCGGUUCGGGCUCACGCUGUUGUUUAUUCUCUCCGCGAUACCCGGAUGUAAUUGUGAGUCUGAGACGGUGUGGACGGUGUGGCGGAGCGCGCUCUCGUCUGCGGGCAGCCUGUGCGAGAACGCGCACAAGUACCUGGUUUCACUGGUCGGUAAAGAUGCGGUGGAUACCCUGCUAAAAACCAUAAAGGAUGUAAUAAAGGUGAUGUCUGAAGCUACAGCUAGUGCUCUGAACGUGGCCGCUGUUUACAUCACUGAACUGCUGACCGCCGCUGGACUUGACUUUGAUCUGCCUGUAAAGCACAUCACCCCUGAAGGUGUGAUCUUCGUGGCUCAGUGGGCCUUGCUAGCUGUGAUUGGAUACUGGUUGCUCUCCUUGAUGAUCCGCAUCCUUGUGGGUGUCGUGAGGCAAACCCUGUUCUGGCUGAAGGUCGGUUUAGCCGUCGCUGCAUUCGUUAUGAUCCUGAGCGAUACUGGUGCGAGUACUGAAACCACAGCCACAAGAUUAGCUGCUCUGGUGCUCGUCUCGGUCCUGCUGGGCGUCGGACCUUCAUGUUUCAGAGGAGACACCAACGCCCAUCUGGAGGAGAAGGUCAAGAGGAUGGAGAGAAGGCUCGGAGAGGUGGAGAACAAAAUGAAAGAGCAGUGACGGACAAUGAACCCAACCAACUCUGAUCUUGUCUUUGUUUUUGCAUUUUUGCAUCCGACUGUUGCUAAUUUCCAUAUUUCUCACCGCUUGUACCACCCUCGUGCUGGCCUUCCAAUCACAAUGCUGGCCACAUAUUUACUCUCACAGUCUCUCACAGAGAUUCUCAUUGGUCCUUUAUUUCUAACUGACACUGACUGAUGAGUUAGCUAAGUGGAUGUGCUCGGGCUAAUAAUGACAUUUGGCCGUUUUGGUUGUUUUGUGUAAACAACAAUUUAUGUAUAACCCAAUAUUCUGGUUCUCUAGGUCAUGUGACCUGGUCAGGGAGAUGUUAUAUCAAAAUAUAACAUCAGAGUAAUUGUGCUUCUUACCAAAUAAAUAGAACAAGGAUACCUGGUUUAAAAAUUAGGGAUGUUAAUGACUGAGUAAUCGAUAAUCAACAAAGCAAAGCAUCGUUUGAUCAACGUUGUUGGAGUUCUAAUCUGAACUUUUAUAUAUGUAUAUAAUAUAUACACCGAUCAGCCAUAACAUUAAAACCACCGACUUGUUUCUGCACUCACUGUCACUGUCACUGCUCGACGAAGAAUAGUCCACCAACCAAAAAUAUCCAGCCAACAGCGCCCCGUGGGCAGCGUCCUGUGAACACCGACUCAAACAGCGGCAAUAGAUGAGCACCUAAAUAAUACCUGCUCUGUGGUGGUCCUGUUGGGGUCCUGACCAUUGAAGAACAGGGUGAAAGGGGGCUAACAAAGCAUGCAGAGAAAUAGAUGGCCUACAGUCAGUAAUUGUAGAACUACAAAGUGCUUCUAUAUGGUAAGUGGUAAAAUGGACAGUGAGUGUAGAAACAAGGAGGUGGUUUUAAUGUUAUGGCUGAUCGGUGUAUAACAUCAGAGUAAUUGUGCUUCUUACCAAAUAAAUAAAACAGGAUACCUGGUUUAAAAAGUGUUAAUCAGGGAUGUUAAUGACUGAGUUAUCGAUAAUCGCCAAAGCAAAGCAUCGUUUGAUCAACAGUGUGGGUAAAAAAUGAUCAGGCACUUGUGCACGUGCCAGCUCUGUGACGGUAUUGAAAAUGCAUACACACACUGACUUUUCCCUGCAGACAGUAUGGACCUGAGAUAUUUCAUUUCAUUUGUUAAUAAACAUCCAUCCCUGCGUUUCUGUCUUUGUCCUUUACGCACUGAAGUUCCUCCUGAUUCCUUGAAUGGUUUAAUGAUAUCAUGCACUGCAGAGGGAGAAAUAUUCAAAUCCUUUUUAAUCUUUAUUUGAGGUUCAUUGUUUUUAAACAUUUCAAUCAUUUUCUCACACAUUUGUUGACAAACUGGAUCCUCUGAUCAUCUUUGUUCCUCAGAGACUAGCCCUGCAUUUUUUGGAAUGUGUUGCAGGCCUUAAAUGCAGGAAUGGACGUUUAUUAACAAAUGAAAUUAAGCUGACCAGACAAAACGUGAAAUAUCUCGGGUUUGUUCUGUCUGCAAUUAAAUACAGUAAAAUCCAAAGUAAAUGUAAAGUGAAUGUUUUUUUUUUUUUAUUUGCAUCACAUUUGCAUUAAUUUGAGGUUGUAAAACAAUGAAACUAUUAUGCAGUACUGUGGAGUCUGUAUAUAAAGUCUUACUGAGUGUAAUAAUGUGGAUAUUUUGCAUCAUGCUCCAGUACAGAGGUAGAAAUAAUCUUAUAAUAACCACACUUAUGUUGUCUGGAAGAAUUUUUUUACAUUUGAAUCUACUGUUAUGCUUUAUUUAUUAAAUAAAGUUUAAAGACUUGUUGAUAUGAAA